AUUUUACAUUCUUUUCCAAACUACGUUUGUGCAAUCGCCCAGGCUCUUCAUUCUUGAAAACAAACACUACCGAAACGGCAAAAAUACAAACCCGCCAAACCCAAUUGCAAUCAUCCUCCACAAAACUACCCGGUUGAUUUUUUGUUUUCAGUCAUAAGUGCUGAAACUCAAUUCAUCUUACCACUCCGGUCCCCUUAAAGAACUUUCAAGAUUCUCCAAUCAUGGGCUGCUCAAAGGAGCAACUGAUGACCUAUUUAAAGGAGCUCCAAAUUGAUUUUGAACAAUAUGAGCACCCUGUUGUAUUGACUGUUGAAGCUCAGGAAAAAUAUGUUGGACAUUUGAAUGGUGCACUGAGUAAAAAUCUGUUCUUGAAGGACAAGAAGCACAGAUUUUAUAUUGUUUCUGCAUUGGCAGACACCAGAAUAGACUUGAAAAUUCUAGCUCAGAGGCUCGGAUUGGGAAAAGGAGGCUUGAGGAUGGCCCCAGAAGAUUCACUGACAGAGAUACUUCAGGUACCCCUUGGUUGUGUUACUCCAUUCGCGCUUUAUAAUGAAUCUGCAAGGGGUGUCUCUUUAUUAUUAGACCAAGGGCUGAGAAUAAAGGAGCGAUGCUUCUUCCACCCACUAUCUAAUGACGUGACCAUUGCUAUUAACACAAGUGGUCUUGAUAAGUUUCUGAGUUCAAUUGGAAAGCCAUCAAACUAUGUUGAUCUGGAGGAUAAUCCACCAGUUGGGAAGGAUCAACCUCCUGAUCUUGCUUAUGUUGUUCCAUCUGAUGUCCUGACACUGCCUGAUAAUAUGGAGAAGUCAGCUACCUCAGUGGUUCCUGAGAAGAAGGAUCAUGUUGCUGCCGAUAUAAAACCAGAAGUUAAAGCAAAAACUGCCAAGGCAGCCAAUAAUUCAAAGAAAGAUACUUCGAAAAAUUCUUUGGGCUCUGCACCUACCUUUAUUGAUCCCGACAAAUUCGUUGAAGAAAUCCUUGGAAAGGUGUCGAAUGUAGUUCUUUGUGAGGUCAACAAUGAGAAUAUCAACCAGUAUGGUGACCAACUUGGUUAUAUAGUUUCAAACAAAAUCAAGAGGCACCUUAGAGCUCAAAUGCAAAACAUUGCUACAAUGUUCAAGAACACUGCAUACACCGAUGGGUUUCAUGCCGGCAUCCAUAGUCAACGGAAUCGAAUGUGAGUGUGUUUCUAAUGUGACCAAAAAUACUUGUACUGAUUCUUGAGUUGAGAUCUCUUUAGUUCUGUUUGCCAGAGCUGGUAGUCGACCACUCAACCCUGCUCAAAGCACUGUUUCACUUUAUUUGACAGUUUUUUUUAAAUCGCUGUUAAUUGUUUCAGAAAUAUUGGUACUUGUUUUUAUCAAGUAUUAUUUUGGUUAUAGUUUCUCA
Molecule: messenger RNA, 1389 nt
Organism: Cuscuta epithymum
Lineage: Eukaryota; Viridiplantae; Streptophyta; Magnoliopsida; Solanales; Convolvulaceae
Source: the annotation of a GenBank genome assembly